Rhodamnia argentea is the source of this 937-nucleotide messenger RNA. RefSeq lists its product as uncharacterized. The coding region runs from base 60 to 716 and encodes 218 amino acids. The record is from RefSeq and is a predicted model, not a curated record. The transcript is spliced from 2 exons. Lineage: Eukaryota; Viridiplantae; Streptophyta; Magnoliopsida; Myrtales; Myrtaceae.
CAUGGCCAAGAGUCCAUCUCGAGUCACAUUCCACAGUCCCACACCCACCCGGAAGAAAAAUGCCAUCCUCAUUCCUAUUCUCCAUCUCCACUCUGUCCCUCCUCCUCCUCCUCCUUCUCCUCCUCGCCGUCGCCGGCGAGCCACCGACCGCAGCCAGAUCCCGGACGGGCGAAUCCGACCCGACCCCGACGCCGUGGCCGCACCAAUUCCACUCGGUGCUGUUCAUGAACUCCACGGGCUCGCUCCAGCUGAUCGACCUCUGGUACGACUGGCCCAACGGCCGCAACUUCAACAUCGUCCGCGACCAGCUCUCCGCCUCCCUCCUCUACGACCUCGAGUGGAACAACGGCACCUCCUUCUUCUACACCCUCGACGGCGACUCCCCAAGCUGCCGCACCGCCCAGCUCGAGGUCGGGAUCCUCCGCCCCGGCUGGCUCGAGGGGGGUAGCUAUCUGGGUCGGCGCCACGUGGACGGGUUCCUCUGCGACGGGUGGGAGAAGGCGGAUUUCAUCCGGUAUUACGAGGAUGUCGAGACCAAGAGGCCCGUCCACUGGCGUUUCUACACUGGGAGAGAAGCUCACGUGAUGACAUUCGAAGUCGGAGCUGCACUUGAAGACGCCAAGUGGCAAGCCCCUGCUUACUGCUUCGACCAGAAAGAAGUGGAAGAAGAUGAAGUGGCGCCGAGAGGAGGAGGUUCUGCUUCUGCUAGUCUCUGAAACGUGCAAAAGUUUCUGUUUUGAUCCCUCCCCACAGUACUCUCCAGCUGUUUCACUAAGGCUGAUGAUCAAUUCACGGCCAUCAGUAGUUUUAGUUAUGUGACACUGUGUCAUCUGCUGGAGUUCUUGUUAAGUCUGAUGCGAAAACUGACUUUAAAUAUCACAACCUGAGCAAUAAAACAACCGGAAGAACAACACAUCCAAUGGUGCGGUCCUUUGAG